Penaeus indicus is the source of this 1787-nucleotide messenger RNA. RefSeq names its product myb-like protein W. The transcript has 2 exons. The coding region runs from base 537 to 1661 and encodes 374 amino acids. NCBI's taxonomy places the organism in Eukaryota, Metazoa, Arthropoda, Malacostraca, Decapoda, Penaeidae. The record is from RefSeq and is a predicted model, not a curated record.
UGUCGUUGGUUUACUGAGGCUUCAGAACGACCACCUCUCGGACCUGAAACGUGUCGAUGAGUCGUUGUCUUUCGACUUUUAGAACGGCCACUUCUGAAAAGUUUGGGUUGUUGGUUUUCGACUUGAUAACGACCACCUCUGGAAAGGGAAUCUGAGCCGUUGUAAUGUGUCACUGUGCCGUUGAUUUUUAACUUUAGAAAGACUAUCUUUCGAACCUGAAAAGUGUCGUUGUGUCGUUGGUUUUCGACAUGAGAACGACCACUUCUCGGACCUGUAAAGUGUCGUUCUGCCAUUGAGCAAGUGAAGCUGGUUGGUGUUUUGGUCAAAUCUGGAAAACAAAUAAGGCGGCAAUAUUCUUCGUGUGCUACCCAUGAUUAAAUUGUGUCUAUUAACGUGUCAAAUGGUCUUUCGGGAACGGCGAUGAAGCGAAACUCGAAAUUUUUACUAAACUUGUGAACGAAGCACUUGGAGUGAAAAGCCGAAGCAGUACAGGGCUGCAAUCCUCUCUCUGCUCUAAGGUGCUUCUCGCCAGCUCCAUGCUCUCCACCGUCACAAACUUCAACCAGGGGGGGAGCUCACCCGUCGCCCAAAAGCUCAUCGAAACUCCUUCUGUGAAGCUCGACUGCUUUUCCUCCGUCGAACAUUUCGAGUUCUUAAGAGACUUCGAGGACCGGGCGAGGAGGAUACUGCAAGACCUCGAAGCGAAGAACGCCCCGAUUUCGAGAGACAGAAGCGUACCUCAGCGUAGAAUAAGAAGAAAGAAGAAGAAGAAAAAGAAGAAAUUGGAGAAGGGAAAAAGGAAGAAAAGAAGAAAAAACAAAGGAGAAAACGACACGCGAGGGAGAACCAACGUGAGAAAGCGGGUUCGAACUCAUUCCGUGGGGAGAGAAACUGCUUCGAACUUUCGGCGGGAUCCGGACCCUUUCUCCGGGAUUUUUAGGAUCGAAGGAAUUCAAACGCAGAUGCACGAAGGAUCUCAAGGCUUUGGAAAUGCAACGUCUCAAUCUCAUCUUCAGAGGAGAAGAUCUGUUGCAACAUUGCCUUCAAGUGCACAGACUCACGAUUUCGAGGAGAGAGAGGCACGGACAUUCCCAGAUGUGGUGUGCCGCCAGUCCAACACGGGCCUCUUCUCCUUCUUCGCCUUCGCCAUCCUCAGCCUCGACCUCACCGCCAACAUCAUGAGCACCAUCGACAUCUCCGUCGACAUCGACAUCGCCGGAAGCGCCGCCAACAGCUCCACCACCAUCAACAACACCAACACCAACACGAACACCAACACGAACGAGAACAUGAACACCAACAACAACGGCCGCUCCCUUUACUCUCUCGACGCGCAAAGCUUCUCCUCGAACCCAGGUGGCGGCGGAGAGUCACCGAGGAUCUUCCAGGACUCAAAGGGCACUGGAGAGUCACCGGAGAUCCUGCAGGACGAAGGAGGCGAUGACUACACGACGGGAGAGGCUGGCUACCCCCCUCAGGAGACCGUCGAGGAGAGAAACACCCUGAAGGAGUUGUUGGAGAGCACCUACGAAAGGUUCUUGGAGGUUCACCAGCGGGUGAUAAUGGCACAAGGUCGGGUUCAUAGGCGGGGGUUCAGCCAGGGGUUCCUUCAGGCUUGGUUCGAGGACGUGCUCGAUCUGUAUUAUGCUCUUAGGGAAUGAUCAAUAUUUCUACUUUUUUUGCGUCUUUGUAUUAUAUGUCCUCUUGGAAAAUCUGUUUGUUCUCGGUAUCAUUCGUUUAGAAAAUCGUUAUUUUUCUUUUUUUUAUUCAUUUAUUCUUGCUCUGAA